Messenger RNA from Exophiala viscosa, 939 nucleotides. RefSeq lists its product as uncharacterized. Lineage: Eukaryota; Fungi; Ascomycota; Eurotiomycetes; Chaetothyriales; Herpotrichiellaceae. Gene Ontology annotation, biological process: regulation of DNA-templated transcription. The transcript is spliced from 2 exons. The coding region runs from base 1 to 939 and encodes 312 amino acids. The record is from RefSeq and is a predicted model, not a curated record. Gene Ontology annotation, molecular function: DNA-binding transcription factor activity.
AUGGGUUCCGGAAACUUCCUACCUGCGCCAAAUUGCCAGGACGAGUACAGAGAUAAGGAACAACCGAAACCUGCCAUUACAGAGGCGCGGAAGGAGCAGAAUCGGCGUGCACAGAGAGCCUUUCGAGAACGGCGAAGGUUAAGAAAGCGCAUAAUGCCGGAUACUGCGCCCAGGCGUCUUGCGCCGUUUCCACCAGAAGUUGAGGCGGAUGCGAUGGUAAGGUCGCCCGAUACGCAGGUCUUGGACUGGACACAGAAGUACACCGCGGACGAGGAAAUGUUCACCUUCUCCUCACCACAGAACUUAUUUCCCACCGAGGAAUGCAUGUCAAAGCCUUGCACACCUUUCACACAGUUGUUGACAUUAGUACGAGAGCGGCCAAGGUGUGCGCUCUGGCCCCAUGGAGCCACUGCGACCCUCGCAGCGUGCCUCUUCAACGCUCGCGUCCUGGGCAUUGACAUUGAGCGAGUGAUGGAUCCACAGUAUAUGUCGCCGUUCUAUCGACCCUCUUUGCCUCUGGCGCUGCGUGAAGGUCCUCCAUCCGCGGCGCCGUUGACAAACCUCGACAUUGCAUCGGAAUCACGAUUGCCACCCCUGGGUCCUUUGAAACCGUGCUUGGCCCAGAUCAGCUUCCCUCACCACGCAUGCCUAGACUUACUGCCACUACCACAAUUGAGGGACAUGGCUGUGAUGCUGACUGUUCGUGCCCAGCAAGAGCAAGCUGGUGCGAAAUCAUCAUUGCUCGAUGGUGUUCAGGAGCUCAAAAAGGAUGUCUAUGUACGGCAAGGAGUCAGAUUCCGUGGUGCAGGUGAACUAAGACGAGAUGAGAAGAUCACGUCUGACGAGAGUGAGCGGCACUGUGGACAUCCUUGGGAGAGGGCCAGUUGGGCUGUGGCACCGUGGUUUGCGAGGAAAUGGAAACACCUGAUGGACGUCUGA